AACGAUGACUGCUAAGAUUAAAAUAAAGGAAAUCUCUGUUUCAGUAAGAGAAGCGUCCUCGGCGUCGCUGACGUCACGACGGAGAAAGCCGAGUCCACCCGAAGCGCUGACUUUCAGUCCGUUUGUAAACAAGGUCAAACACUGCAGCACGCAGACCAGACACAUCGCUGCAGAGCUCCUGCUGGCUGUCAUCUCUCUAAGAAAAGAAAACUUUCACAGUCAUCUCGGGUUACAGGAUUUGCACAGAAAAGCCGACAAGAUGAUGCAGUGUUUUCAUUUCAUGGUGGAGCCGGCCAAAAACUUAAUUGCCAAAAACAAGGAGAUUCACAAAAAGGCAAAGAGGUCCAAGAAGGAGCCUUUGGAUGAGGAUCAGCUGUUUGUUGCGGAGCUCGCAGGAGAGCUGAAAAGAGUGUGUCAGAGAUCCGUGGUUCUGGAGCACAUCUUUAACCAGGACGACACCUGGCCAACGUCCCUCUGCAGGAUCUUCACCCUGCAGUGGGCAAACAUGCUGGAGAGCAAGAAGAGGCCCAUGCAGACUGACGGCUGGCCAGAGAAGACUGAGGAAAGCCAGCUCGAUUUCAUGAACGUAGAGGAAGUGCAGAAGGCUAAAACUAUCAUCUACAACUGGAUACAGGAUCUCCGAGCUCAGCCUGAGCAAAGUGUGUGGCCAGGAGAACCAGUGGCAAAGGUUCUGGAGGAUCUGGAGUCCGCCUGGCGCUGGGGCCGCUUUCCCAAUCUGUUAACAGCCAUGGAGCUGGUUAUGUGGACUCUGAUGUCACAGCAACCGGAUAAGGACACCAUCCCUCAGCAGUGGCUUCUGUGGAAACAGAGGACUCAGAAGAUUGGAGGCAUUUCUUACAUUCCUCAGCCUGUGUGGGACUGGAUUACAGAUUCUGCAGUGGAGGUGACCCUCGAUCUGGACACAGCCAAUCCAGAUCUGCUCAUCUCCGCCGACGAGAAGCGGAUGCGUUGCGGCUUCGAGAGGAAGGAAGUGCCCAACUACCACCAACGUUUUGAUGGCUGGUGGUGUGCCGUCGGGAUGAAGGGCUUGGGCUCUGGCCGCCACUACUGGGAAGCAGAAGUGGGCGAGCGUGACUGGCGACUGGGAGUGGCAAAAGAGUCGGCCCUGAGAAAGGGCUUCAAGUCCCUGAACACUGACACGGGGUAUCUGACCCUGCGGCUGGAGAGGGGCACUGAGCUGAAGGCGCUCACCGUGCCCUUCACCGCUCUGCCGCAGGGUCUCAUCCCCCGCAAGGUGGGCAUCUACCUUGACUACGACAAUGAGCAGUUGUCCUUUUAUGACGUGGAGAAACGGCUGCACAUUUACACCUAUAACCAGACCUUUACCGAAAAGCUGUACCCUUUGUUUGGGACAGUUGAGAUUGUCAAGGAUUUGGUAAUCAGGUCUCCAGGAGGGAAAACCCACUGUCUCUGCCCCACAUCGUGUCUGUGGGCUUAAGCUUCCUUCCUUUUGAAAUCACUAGACAUAAUAUUAAAAACUAAAUUCUAGGAAUCUAGAAUCUUGCUGUACGAGACCAUCAAUGUUCUACCCAACAGCUUUGCUAUGUGACCAAACUCUGUGCUGCUACUGCUGUACUGUGAAGCUGCUGCCGGCUUUUUACACGUGACCCUUUGCUCACGUGCAUUUCCCUGUAUCUGAGAGAAAUCUGACAGUUCUAAUGUGUAUAGUGCAAUAUUAUACCUGCAAUGAAUGCACCUUUAUGAAUGAUUAUAAACAGAAUAAUUUCAGUUUUUGCAGCACUGCUAAAAAAUUACACUAAGUAUCUAUUUAGUUAUAUAAAAAAAUCUAAGUAGUAGCUUCAUGGACAAAUAUGAAACAACAUAUAAUCGAUUUUAGAUGUUAUUGUUAUGAACUUGCUUCAGUUCAUAUUUCUUAAUGUUUUUUUUAAUAUAUGCUGUUUGAUUUUUGAAGUUGUUUGCACAAACUUGCUUAUAGCACCUUAACCAUAAGUAUAUGCUGAAAUCUAAUAAAAUGAUGGUAAAAUUCUUC
Molecule: messenger RNA, 2011 nt
Organism: Oryzias melastigma (Indian medaka)
Lineage: Eukaryota; Metazoa; Chordata; Actinopteri; Beloniformes; Adrianichthyidae
Product: E3 ubiquitin-protein ligase TRIM69
Exons: 10
Coding region: 5-1459 (484 amino acids)
Molecular function (GO): protein binding
Source: RefSeq, a predicted model, not a curated record